Molecule: messenger RNA, 2304 nt
Organism: Chroicocephalus ridibundus (black-headed gull)
Lineage: Eukaryota; Metazoa; Chordata; Aves; Charadriiformes; Laridae
Gene: GLIPR1
Product: GLI pathogenesis related 1
Exons: 7
Coding region: 132-923 (263 amino acids)
Cellular component (GO): extracellular region
Source: RefSeq, a predicted model, not a curated record
GAAGCACUGACGUUGCCUGAUGUUGGAGAUCCAGAGUUCAUUGAGGAAUGUGUGCAAACCCAUAACAGAUUGCGGUCUGAAGUCAAUCCGCCAGCCAGCAACAUGCUCUACAUGGACCGAGUACCAAGUGAAUGAGUGAGUCCACAAACAUGAAUUCAGCACUAACAUUUGAAGCCACCGAACGCAAAGGUGCAAACCGAGGGGUUGAGUUUAAACUGUCCCCAAAAUCCUGUCGUGCUUGUGAACUGGCCUGCAAGGUGGCCUUAAUGCAUGAGGCUGCACGAGACUCCAGUCUGGUUGGUAGGAGUUGGGAUCCAGAUUUAGCAAAGACCGCGAAAGCUUGGGCAAAGAAAUGCCUGUUUGAACAUAAUACGUACCUCAAAGAUCCAGGGCAGGCUCACCCCAAAUUUACCCCUGUUGGAGAAAACCUCUGGACUGGCACAGUUUCUAUUUUUACCGUGCAAGGAGCCAUCGCCACUUGGUACAAUGAGGUCAGCGACUACAAUUAUGCCACCAAUAACUGCAGAAAAACAUGCGGCCACUAUACACAGAUCGUUUGGGCUACAAGCUACAAGGUUGGCUGUGCUGUCCACUUCUGUCCCACGGUGGCGUACUCCCAUGUAACCAACGCAGCACACUUCAUCUGCAACUACGGGCCAGCUGGGAAUUACCCAAGACAUCCGUACAAGACGGGAGCAGCGUGCAGCGACUGCAAUGGCAACCGGUGUGCCGGCCGGCUGUGUCAAAAUGCAGAGCGUGACAAAGUCAUUAGUGAUUCCAAGUGGCAUCCAGACUGGGACAGACCUGCGUGUGACGAGUACUGCAUCACCGUUAUUGCUUUAAGGCCGUUACUCCUUAUACUGACAAUUCUGGCCACCUGGCUCCUACCGAAAUACUGCUCUAUAGCACCCACCAGUGAGUGACACACGUGCAGAAGACCACGAGAGCACUUCGGUCAACUCAUCCCUUCCCUGCACAGAAGUUGCUGGCAGCACAAAGAUCGGUAGAGACAUUGUUUGCCUCCACACAGGUGAUUUAGAAGCACAGAAACACCAUCUUUGGUGCAGGCAGCCGCUAGGAGAGGUGAUAAGCAGCUUUUUUCAUUGCUCAGGAGCCGUAAAUGGUUUUAAAUUACCCAUGUAUUUUUUUCAAAGCGGAGUGAGCGGGAUCCGGUGGGUAAGGGAGCAGGCUGCCCGCCACACUUGCCUCGGGAGGGCUGGAGGUAGCCCAGCCCGGGGGCCGGGCCCCAGCCCCAACAGAGCACCCACCUCCCGUUCCUAUUGAGCUGUUUCCUUGGACACUCCUCCAGCAAGAUGCAGAGCAGCCUGGGGAGGCUUUUCAUUUAAGUGCUUUUUUCUGAUAAUUUUGGACUCCUGUGAGCAUUUGCAUCCUGUGGCAGGCAGUGCAUCUCCCCGUCUCGCAGUGCACUGAGGCCACUGGUACUUCUCUUUGCUUAGAAUUUGAUUUUAAAUAAGCACCAUCUGUGCCAAAACAUAGUUUCACCUGUGUUUACACACGAUUAUGUAUCACUGCUAUCUUUCCUGAGGUUUUUUUUAUCUUUUUUUUUUUUUUUCCCUGAGCGUAGAGUUUUUGACUGCGGUUUCAAACAAUAAACCAUUAUUUCCUGUUUCCCCAUGUACGACCAUCGUGUAUUUGCAACAUGAUCUAAAGCUUAACUGUUGGUGCCCAAAAACCGCUCCACAUUCAGAAACACAGUGCUGGGAAGGAUGGCGCUAACCUCCAAAUGAAAUCAUGCUGUGCCUGCAGUCGUGCCUUUGGUUCAACAGCUGCCAAGGGAUGAGUCUCCUGCAACCCGCACAUCUGGAGCAGGCAGAAAGCAGCGGGGACGGCUGCUGUGUUCAGCUGGGCACGUCCUCCACUGACUGCAGUCGCUCAGCUCGAGCGGAGGCUGGAAGGAGCAGAGCGGCACGAGCCCACAGCUGGACUGUAGCGAUCCCUAUCUAUUGGGAGGAGGGUUUAGGCGCCUCUGCACCGUGCCCCUCCACAGGGCACAGACACUCGCUGCCGUACAGGAGGCUGGGAAGUUCCCCUCGCCGCGUGGCUUCUGGGGUCCUGCCCCUGCAGUGGGUGUUUGUGCAUACCCACUCCCGGCCCCGCUGCUGGGGUGGGUCUUAACUGAAAACACUGGAACUGGGACCCAAAGUUUCUCACUUUAUUCUUCCAGGUAGUUAACUGCUCGCACUCGCAUCAACUCAGCAUCACAGCAUUUCCUGAAUGAAUCAUUUUUCAAAGUGCAAGUAUAGCUGGGGACAAAAUUCCAAAUUUUGCCCUUGAUAUCUCUUU